AUGGUGAAAAAUAUUUAUUUCAAUGUUAUAUUGAUACUUAAUUAUUUUCUUUACAGAGGAUAGGUACUGCCCACGGAGAAGAACUUCCAUAUAUGUUCGGCGCUCCAAUGGUAACUGAUGGCAUGAAUCAUUUUUCCAGAAAUUUUACAAAAGCAGAAGCUUUAUUGUCUGACGCUAUGAUACUCUACUUGGGAAACUUCGCAAGAACUGGGGAUCCGAACGAUCACGACGAUAAGCCCGAUUCCGGGUCCAAAGAGCGGAACAGGUUUCGAAGCGUCACGUGGGAUGAAUAUGAUCCGGUGCAUCAAAAGUAUUUAGAAAUAAGCAUGAAGCCCCGGAUGAAGAACCACUUCCGGGCGCACCAGCUGUCCGUGUGGCUGAGGCUCAUACCGGAACUGCACCGGGCCGGCAUGGAGGACGUGAUGCUGCGGCACAACCUGUUCCGGAACCAUGACGAUGCGGAACUGUAUGAGGGCGUGGUGAGGCCGGACCCGCUGUCCAGGCGCGCACCGCAGCGAGCAACAGUCAACCGAUUCACGGCCAACGGCACGGUGGCAGAGGUGGUGCAGUCGCUGACGACCACGGGCCGGCCGCAGUGGCCGGCGGCUGAAGCGACCACGUGCCUGCCACCGGUGCGAGGCUCGAACUCGGCCAACGCGUCCACGUCGGCCGAAGACGCGCUGGCCACACUGGGUGCGGCCGGUUACGCGGCCUACUCGACAGCACUGCACGUGACUAUCGCGCUAGGCGUGUCGCUGCUGGUGCUCAACGGCCUACUGCUGGUGAUCAUAUGCUACCAGAAGGAUAGGUUUAAGUGUUUGCAAAGUCACCAGCAGCACCAACACCAGCAGACGGUCGGCGGCCAAGAGGAUUCAGUCAGGUACAAGGCGGCCACCGUUCCGGACGACCGACUGCAGCAAUCGGCCACGGUGGCAGUCGACAAGGCGGGUGGUUACGACGGGCGCCAUCAUCACCUGCAGCACCAUCACCAUCCACCGGCUCAGCAGAUGCACUUGGCAGCGGACGCAGUGGCUGUGGACAUGGAACAGAGGCAUCACCACCACCACGGGGCUGGCGGUCACCAUCAGCACCACCACAUGCACCACCAUCACGUGCCGACCGUCGUAGGGGGGCAGCAUCCACCGCCGCCUCAAACGACCGGGACGAUGACGACGACGACGCAACAACAACAACUGUCAGCGGCCACAGCGGCGGUGCGACGUGACGACAUGACGUUCCCGAAGGCGGCCAAACCGUCGUCCAGACUGCUACACGACCACCAGGUCGGUGGCGGGGGUGGCUGCCCGCCCAACGGGUCGCUGGUGCACGGCACGCUGCCCAAACCGCCUCCGCCGCCCCGGUCCUCGGUGGGGGUGCAGUCGCAGGAGUCGCAGCCGCUGCUCGUGCAGCAGGGCGUGGGCAUCGGUCAGAUGCCCAAAACCGGUACGCUCAAGAUGCCCGUGGCCGCCAUGAGCGAAAUGAGGGUCUGACCGUCAUCGCUGCGGUCACUUCUGCUGCACCUGCAGUCGCCGCGCUCGUGCCGAUCGGCGCGGUCCGCGUGCAUAAUAAUAUUAUAAUGUUAUGAAAUACGGCGGUUGUCGUAGUCCGUCGUCGUGUCCGUUGCGGUUGUGGUUGUGGUUGUGGUUGUGGUUGUGGUUGAGGUUGUGAUCGCAGAAAAUAAAAUUAUACAGUUAUUAUGUAUUUCACUUAAUAUUUUUGAAUUGAAAAUACUUACGGCUUAACGUGUGGCCGAGCUGGUUCAAAGCACCCGCAAAUGACUGGUCGUUACUCUCGUUUUGCCUAUAUUCGUACCGCGGGCUCUGAUACCGCCGCCGCAUACCACCGUUCACGGCAUCAUUACCAUGUAAAUAAUAAUAACAUAAUUAUUAUAACAUAUUAACUGGUUUAUUAUUAUUGUGUUGUGUUACGCGCAUUGUUCGUCACUAUUGUAGUAGCUAUAAACGAUAUUAUAAUAUUAUUAUGUUUUGUUCGUUUUAAUUAGGAUAGUCUAAUAAUAAAUUAUCGUAUUAUGUUAUUAUUCUAAUAGAUGUAUUAACUGUAAUAAUGUAAUCGAUCGCGUUUGACUGUACGCCAAUUUAUUGUGAUUUUGUAGUCCUGUUGUUUUUACUGUGAAAUUUGACUUAAGAGGAGAUGGAUCCCUGCCGAGAGUUUUAUGCCCGUCAGCGGUCAACAGCGACGAUAAAUUGGUCAAAUUGUAGUCGAAGACCUGUAACGAUAUUAUUAUAGGUUAUUGGUUUUUGUUCUGCACUGUAAACGACGUGUCUCGACUUGUUUGCAAUUAUUUAAAUUUUCAAAAAUAUAAUUAUGGAUAGUAAUGAUGAAACCGCGUGCUGUAGUUCCGACGACUGUGUAAUAUGUUACCUUUAGACUUUAGACAAUCCAAAAAAUGAUAUAAUAUCUAAAAGUCGUUUGCUAAAUCGUUUACUAGAUAAUAUAUUAUUAUGUCGAGCAGAAAGUAAGACGCACAUCCUUAUAUCCCACAAUUUCAUCGUUUGUACUGGGAUUUAUGUGGAGACUCUGGUGGGUUUAUCGUUUGGCUGAAAAAAAACAACAUCAGCUGCUGAUCUACUCGCUCUCAAAUCAAACCGUAGAGCUUCUGCUCAACAAAUGCGAUACGACAACUCGUUGAACAAUUAUACGUAAUUAUUACAAUAUUAAAAAGAGUCGAUGCUAAUAUCUAUAACAUAUAACUGCGGGAAGAAUUAAAAAUAGAUAAAUAUAUAUUAUAAUAUUGUUUUGGAAUAAUAUGUUUGGGUAGUUGAUAAAAAAUUAACCCCCGUAAAAGUUUCUAGAUGUAAUAAAUUAAUAAUGCAUACCUAGGUAUACGGUUUUAACUGUUUGGCUAAGCUUUUUUACAAUCUUCGAUUGAUAUUAUAGUUUAAACAAAUAAAAUGUCUAAACUAAAUUGAUAUAUGAUAAAUUAUAAUAUACAUUAUUGGCUCCGCUUCUAGUUUAAAAUUUGUAAUUAAAAUCUGACAUUAUAUUUUAUAAAUAAUAAAUCGUUUUCCCGUCAAUGUCGUAGAAUACAAUAAUUUCGUUCAGAGUUUAAAUCGUCCAUCAUUACAAUCGCAUCUGUUUAAUUAUCAAUCACAUAUUAUUAUUAUUAGUAUUAUUAUUAUUAUUAUUAUUAUUAUUAUUAUCAAGUAGACAAUAGUUUCGCGCACUGCACGAAUUUCCGGUGCAUUACUCCGUGUACGCCUGUCAAAAAUAUAAUGUUAUUAAUGCUUCUAUAAUUUCAGAGUAAACUAAACCGGACACACAUUAGCAAAUAGAAUAUCAUUUCGAAUAAUACCUAUGCCUACACGCAGUUGAGGAGACUUAACUGACAUUUUAAAUGAAGCAAUUUUAUAUUAAGUAUUUACCUACACCUUAACAUUAUGCAUUAAUUACCUAUAAAACAACGUUAGACCUUAUAACAUAUGGCAUAUUAUAACAUAUUAUUAUACCUUAUGGCCUUACCUUAUAACAUAGACUUUCGGGCCACUACUAACUGCGGCUACACUUAGACAACAAGCGUAUUUUUAAGGAAACAAUAUAAUUAGCACGAUCGACACAAUAUCUCAAAAUCGAGUCAAUAAUAUCGUAUAAUAGGUGGGGUGUAUCAUAUUAGAUGAAAAUAUGAUAUUAUCCUAUUUUACUAAUGUUGUAGUUUGUACUCAGUACAGUUAACGUCGAUGUACGAUUGCUAUUAUAGGUAACAUCGAUUCACUCCGCUGCGUUUGGCUUUAGUUACAAACAUUGUUUUCAAACAAUGUUUACCACCAUUGUAUAAUUUUAUUUCACUUUGAGGGUUGCGCGGACAGAGAAAAAAAAAAGGUGAUUUAUAUUAAUGAGUUAUUCGUUUGCGCUCCGCGGACGAAUAAGGACUCACGCUACGACGCUACGACUAAACUAUAUUAUAAGCUACCAGUAAAAAUAAAUAAUUACAAAAUUAAUUUAAAUAAUUGCAUCGAUUCUGACUGCUGGAGUCCACGAGCCGCCUAUUUCUGGACAUUUCGUUUCAUUGUACAUAAUUUUAUAAGACGCAUAUUAAAACUUUUCAUUUCGUCAUAAUAUUUGUCUCAUCGUCGACAUUACAUGUAUUAUUAUAUAUUUUAUUGUAAUUAUCGUAUUAGUUUAUAUUUAUAGUAUUACCACAUUUUAUUUUGUAUAAAAAUCUUGACGUUUUUUCAGAGUAAAUUAUUUACCUAUACUACCUGUAUGUUCACGUUUAGCAAAAAAUGGCCCCAAAAUAUAAUUUAUUGAUUUCUAGAAUCUAUCAUAAUAUUUAACGUUACCUAAUGUCAUACACUCUAUAAACAU
This is a messenger RNA of Myzus persicae (green peach aphid), 4323 nucleotides long. Its product is annotated as neuroligin-1-like. Gene Ontology annotation, biological process: modulation of chemical synaptic transmission; chemical synaptic transmission; neuron cell-cell adhesion. The coding region runs from base 93 to 1490 and encodes 465 amino acids. The record is from RefSeq and is a predicted model, not a curated record. Lineage: Eukaryota; Metazoa; Arthropoda; Insecta; Hemiptera; Aphididae. The transcript is spliced from 3 exons. Gene Ontology annotation, molecular function: signaling receptor activity; neurexin family protein binding. Gene Ontology annotation, cellular component: cell surface; postsynaptic membrane; synapse.